UAUUUUUGUAGAUUUGUUGUACUUUUACAGAUGUCCCAGGCUAUAAAAACGGUCUUUUUAUUUUUUUUUGUAAAUAUUGAGCGUUGAUAUGGGCGAUUUAAACCUUCGAAAUCGAGUUUUACGUAUGAAAAUUUUGAGAAAAUGAAAAGAAAUGGACGCUGAACCUAAUUUUCUAAUAAUAAUAUAAUCUAAAAUUAGAUUCAUACUCAUACACACAGAUCUACGCUAAAAAUACUGAAAGUGAAUGCUUUUGUUCAUAUAUAUCAGUCCCAGUCUGUUCGCGACUUUCGAUGCUAUAAUUCUAUAUCGUGACCUUUUUUUACCAUUUAUAGUUUAAUAAUUUAUUUUAGUUUUAGUUGUGUAGUUUCUUAUUUUUCUGGAAUAUCAUGGAGCACGAGAUUUGCAAUAACUGCAAAAAGGAAAUUCCUCAAACCAACUAUGUAAUGCACACAAUGCACUGCUCAAGGAACAUUACGUUAUGCAAAGUAUGUAAUGAACCUAUACCUAAGCUCGAGUACGAAUCUCACAGGGAAAAGUGCAGGAAACCGCUACCAAAAAAACCUGCUGCACCCCCAGCUUCCAUAGAAAAAAGCUUUUAUUUUGAGAAACAAAAAGAAAUUGAAGAUAAGAAAGCUGCCGUUAGAAAGGAGAAUUAUCUAAAAAGGCAUGACCAUUUAGUUGAUACGGGUUUUACUUUAAGAGAAUCGGUUAAUGGAUAUGGAAAUUCUGGUGCCUUGAGUAACACCAGAAGUGCUCAGAUUUUAAAACAACAAUCCAGCCCUGCAGUGAGUUCUGGUGGUACUAACAGUCAAUCUAAUGGCGGGGCUAUUAAAAAAGAAUCAAAACCUCCAUUAAUACCUCGACGCAAUGACGAUAGUACUUCUGGACCAAGACCAAAAGGACCACAAGGGCUUUUACCUUGUCGUUAUUGUGAUUUGGAACUGCCUAAGCUAGAUUUAGAAGAGCAUGAGAAUUACUGUGGCAGUAGAACUGACAAGUGUCUAGAAUGUGGGGAAUUAGUUAUGUUUAAGAAUAAGCAAGUGCAUCUUGAUUCCAACCAUGGAUUUGUCAAGCUAAAAGAUGAACCAGGACCUCAACCUUCCUGGGAGUCAACCACUCAACGCAGCGCGUCUGCCUCUAACAUCGAAACUUCACAGUCUCGUAGACGCUUUAGGUUUACCGACUUUGAUUUCGAUCCUACCCCGUAUUUGCCAGCGGCGUACCAACCAGGUGGUGGGCUCAAGAAAAAAGAGGGCGAAAGUUACAAGGAGAUAUCUAGGAGAUUGGACUGCAAAACAGAAUACAUUAGAAAUCUCCUUCAUGAUUCAGCCAGUAUAACAAUUCCAUUGAGAAGCAGCGGUACCGCUCCUAGGAACCAUUUCAAUCAUAACAAAGUGACUAGAGCGAAUUUUUAUGUACCUGAAGGUCCAGCUCCUCAACCUCCAGCAAGCAGACGCCGGAACCCUCCCACAGAACUGGUAAUCCCUUGCGAGUUCUGUGACACACCCAUUCCGCACGAAGACCUUAUUCAGCACCAGAGCGGUUGUAGACCAGACUUGGCUAGGUACAACCCUCGAAGGAACAGGAGCGCUGUUGCCAUUGCCGACGAGGACGAUUAUUUCGUGGCCCCGCCCCCACGAUCUGACAGUCCGGACGACGAAGAAUUGCCUUGUGAAUUUUGUGCCAACAUGGUGCCUGCAUCUCAGCUGUGGAGACAUCAGCUAACUUGUACGGCUCCUGCCUAAAUAAUUUAUGUGUUAUUGUUCGUUUUUUUAUACGUUAUUAUUGUUAUUGUAAUGUAAACAAACUUUUUAAGGUUAAUAUAGAUACAAUUUGAGUUCUUUA
Messenger RNA from Sitophilus oryzae (rice weevil), 1845 nucleotides. Its product is annotated as TRAF-type zinc finger domain-containing protein 1-like. The transcript is spliced from 8 exons. Lineage: Eukaryota; Metazoa; Arthropoda; Insecta; Coleoptera; Curculionidae. The record is from RefSeq and is a predicted model, not a curated record. Bases 387 to 1745 code for a protein of 452 amino acids.